Molecule: messenger RNA, 1674 nt
Organism: Coccidioides immitis RS
Lineage: Eukaryota; Fungi; Ascomycota; Eurotiomycetes; Onygenales; Onygenaceae
Exons: 3
Coding region: 1-1674 (557 amino acids)
Source: RefSeq, a predicted model, not a curated record
AUGUCGCUUGAUAAGCCCAGGUUAGAUCACAAUACUCUCAAAGAGGGUAGGAUAUCUUGCUUUGUGUGGACAGCGGGAGAUCUCAGUGCUUACGGGCAAAUUCACCGGAGCGACGAGUGCCCAUCACGACUGCCGGGACGUGUUGAAUCGUUGAUGGAAGCCCUCCUGUCCUUUGAUUUCCUCAUACCCGACAGACAUAGGGAAACCUUCGCCGCAGAGUGCGCACAACAUGAGAUCACAUCCUUGCCCCUAGGGAGUAGCUUGGUCCCUCCGGAGUCAGCCUACCUUGAAGAUUUUGAAUUCCAAACACCAGCUUUGGGCGUAGCGAAGAACGUUAUUGAGAGAGAAAUUGAGGAGUUUCGGGCUGUGGCGGAGAGAUCGCGAGACCUUUGCUUCAAGAACGCUACACGAGAACAAUGGCAGCAUUUCCUGCAUUCUUAUGUGUUUAAAAGUUUUGAGGACACCUUCUCACCUCUCACGAGAUACGAAGCAAGCAAUGUUCACUGGGAUGAAGCCAAAAAGUAUCCAAAUGUCGAUCGUUCUGCUACGCAGCCGAUAGGUCCUAAGCCCGAUCUCACAUAUGGGAUUCCAAUUCUUAGGCCUUGCGACCUGGAUGGCCUUCCCAAAGGAUUUCGUGACCUUGAACAAGUCACUAAUUUUACGAUCGAGAGCCUGGGGACCCUAUGCUCCGCUGGCCUUACUUCGUCCCCGCAGAGCGGCGUCAGUAAAUGGACAAAGGAUAAAAGAUUUCCCCUCAAUCAGAAUCAUCUAGUGUGUUUUCCCUGGGCGGCAGUGGAGUUGAGUCCUGUGGAAGAGGAGCAACAGCCAAUUGACUUUUGCUACUACCAAGCGGCAAAUACGGCCUCAGCUGCCCUUAAGCUGCUUGAAGGUCUAUACACAAGCUCUGGUACAUUCACCAUCGAUUCCUCUCCCCCAGUGGUUAUGUUCACCUGUCACGGUCCGGAACUGGGUGUUUGGCUGGCUUAUUCGUGCUCUAAGGGGUUUGGUCCAAUUUGCUAUGGUUACAAACUUCUGCAGAAAAUGGUGCGCAUCUGGACCAGUUCGCUGAACCUCACCUGGGGAGUAAUAGCAACAUGUCAGAUAGUGAAAAACUUGCUGUUUUGGGCAUCACGGUGUUUUAAGCCCCAGAUUUCAGCUUGCAUUAGCCAGAUCCGCUUUUCCCCCUUUUCUCCUCUUCGGCGAAAACUGUUGGGAGUAUCGCAUGUCCGUGGAAGAGCUUCAGGAAAGCCCGCACAAGACCAUGAGACGCCUGUUUCUGAUACUCUAAAUGCGAAUUCACAAACUGCAUGUGAUGUCAGGCCUCCUAAGCCUCCUACAUCAGAAACUACGCCGGUGGCCAAGAGGAUACCUUGGAGGGGAAGGCGAAUCGAAAUCUGGUUACCAAGGGCCAUUGCCAGGAGUAAAACUAAAGAUACCAAGACACCUCCAACUCUGAAUCUUGCCCCAUCUAAAAAAUCUACCGAGAUUCAAUGUGUUCCGGAAAACGAGACAGGAAAAUGCCUUGCGAAUCCGGAUCAUGAAGCAGAAGAGGAAGGCUACAAGGAAAGCAACAGAGAGAGCGAAGAUACUGGCGAAUCCAACAAAGAUAGCCGUGGUCCAACUUCUGGGGUUCACAAAAUUACAGUACUCGCUUCCGGUAUGGACGGACGUUGA